Echinostoma caproni is the source of this 762-nucleotide messenger RNA. The record is from the annotation of a GenBank genome assembly. NCBI's taxonomy places the organism in Eukaryota, Metazoa, Platyhelminthes, Trematoda, Plagiorchiida, Echinostomatidae.
AUGUACUGUUCAUAUUGUGCCCUUGUUCUGCUAAAUCGCUUUAAGGUAGUUAGACAAAGACGAAAACCCAUUGACGAAAAUAUACUAGGAUAUUUCACCUCUAUACACCCAUUCUACCGUCCUAAUGUCCUACUCGCCUAUGUCUGUUCUCGUGCUCCUUCAUGGUUAGCUGGUGAAGGACCGAAAAAGGAUAGUUACUCAAGUGCAAAUAACCCACAAUACAAUCUGGAAGUUCGUAGCACAGUGGAGGCUCCCAUAUGGAUUCUUCUCACCCGACAUAUCACAGACAAGGCCGAUUUUGCUGACAACAAAGAGUUCAUUGCGGUAGUGGUGUACAAAAAUAUUACCAGUCGUAAAGUCUAUUAUCCCUACGAUCCGGAACCAUUUCGUGACUCAGUCCGUAUCAACAGUCCACAUUGUCUAGUCCAACUGCUCCAAGAUGCCGGCACAGUCAACUACACACUGGUCAUUUCCCAAUACGAGAAGAGUAACACGAUUCACUACACGCUGCGUGUCUACUCAACCGCACCAUUUGUGUUGUGCAAAAUUUUGGACCCUUACAAGGUGGAAAAACAGGUAAAUGUUCUCCACUCUCCCAUAGCUCACUUUCUUUUGAUCACUCACCCUAUCUGUCUCUUGGACCUCACAAGUAGAACGCAAGCAUGCUACCCACUCGGCCACCGGGCAGCUGAUCAGACCGUUUUUGUUUUUCCAUUUACAUUUUGGGGAAGUUUCCAACCGAGUCAUAACCCCGGAGGCUAG